Molecule: messenger RNA, 1538 nt
Organism: Nematolebias whitei (Rio pearlfish)
Lineage: Eukaryota; Metazoa; Chordata; Actinopteri; Cyprinodontiformes; Rivulidae
Gene: slc2a4rg
Product: SLC2A4 regulator
Biological process (GO): regulation of transcription by RNA polymerase II
Cellular component (GO): nucleus
Molecular function (GO): DNA-binding transcription factor activity; RNA polymerase II cis-regulatory region sequence-specific DNA binding
Source: RefSeq, a predicted model, not a curated record
AUGGAGUCCAAAUAUAUUUUCGAGAAGUCGUCGGUCGGGACAAGCGUCGGCGUGGCGGAUUUCAACUACCGGACAGGCCGCUCGGUGCUCUUCGACAGCCGGGUCCCUGUUGUGGUGGAGAAAAACGGCUCCGUGUUGCCGGCGUACACGCAGGGGCCCGUUUUUUACAAAUUCGUAAUGGACGGCGGCUCGACGGCGGAGGUUAAAAGCGAGCGAACUUCGUCCAGCAGCAAGGGUCGAAUAUUGCCGGACUUGGAGAAAGCUGGCCUCGGGGACCAAAAAGACACUGGUUCCUCUGGGAUUCUAAAGAGGACCAGUCCUACUCCGUGUCCUGGUGUAACCAGGUCGUUGCCAGGCAGCUUCUUGAAUUUGGACAUCAGAAACCCAGGGAAACAGGCAGAGCUGGCCAGCAGCUUCAGGGCAGCACAAGGACAGAAUGUACCACAGGCAGAGAGACAACCCCUCUCCUCCCACAUCCCUGUCCCCAGAAACAGGCCAUGCAGAUAAGGAAGUGAUGGCUGCCACUGUCUUGACCUCACUGUCCACAUCCCCUUUGGUGCUUCACCCUUCCUCAGCACCCCCAGUUCCAGAGCCAGCCAGCAAGACCUGGAAAGAGGUGCUUUCUGCAAGUUACAGCAGUUCGACAAGUGGCAACUGGAGCUGGGAUGCCAGUGACCAAUCAGUGCCCUCCACACCAUCCCCACCCCUUUCCAACGAUGCCAACAAGAACUUCCUGCUCCCGUCCCAGGGUGACGAUGCCAGCGAGGAUGUCACAGAAAGCACACACUUCAUGUUUGAGGACCCCAUACCCCGAAAGCGAAAGAACUCCAUGAAGGUGAUGUUUAAGUGCUUGUGGAAGAACUGUGACAAGGUCCUCAGCACCUCCUCAGGGAUCCAGCGACAUAUCCGCACCGUCCAUCUGGGACGAAACAGUGACUCAGAUUACAGCGACGGGGAGGAGGAUUUUUACUACUCAGAGAUUGAAGUCAACAUGGACAGUCUAACAGAGGGCUUGUCCAGCCUCACACCUACCUCCCCCACCACGGCCGGUCCUCCGCCCAUCUUUCCCCCACCGCUGAGCGACGUCUCCCACUCUGAGCUCAUCAGCGUGAACGGUUUGCAGAGCCACACCUCGUCACUGCUCAGCCAAUCAGCGCCCUCCACACUCUGCCACAUUCGCACUGACCACGCCUAUCAGGGUCCUGUGAAUCAUGUCCGCACCAUUAGCAUGGGUGAAAAACGUCAGCCAGCAGCCAGCACACACAUCACUGUUAACAAGAACCACGCUGUAAUAACGCCGGCAGCUAAAUCCACACCAGGAACCAGGAAACCCCGUGGGGAGGCUAAGAAGUGCCGAAAGGUGUACGGCAUGGAGAAGAGGGACAUGUGGUGCACAGCCUGUCGCUGGAAAAAAGCCUGUCAGAGAUUCACCGACUAAUCCAGUCUGUCUUUGAGGCGAGCUCCUUGUCGCUCGGCGCCACGGCGAGGCACACUCUUCCACCAAGGAGGCGAGGGCAAAGUUCUCAGUUCUGCUUCUU